Molecule: messenger RNA, 2222 nt
Organism: Dufourea novaeangliae
Lineage: Eukaryota; Metazoa; Arthropoda; Insecta; Hymenoptera; Halictidae
Gene: Mad
Product: protein mothers against dpp
Exons: 4
Coding region: 705-2111 (468 amino acids)
Biological process (GO): anatomical structure morphogenesis; cell differentiation; BMP signaling pathway
Cellular component (GO): heteromeric SMAD protein complex
Molecular function (GO): RNA polymerase II cis-regulatory region sequence-specific DNA binding; DNA-binding transcription factor activity, RNA polymerase II-specific; I-SMAD binding
Source: RefSeq, a predicted model, not a curated record
UGAGUGCAUAUUAUCGCCGUACGUAAACGCAUACAUAAAUCAUGUUCGUCUAACAGAUACAAAGCAACGAAGAGAAAUUAACCACCGACGAAAGCGUAGAACGCCUCGUGAAGGUUGAAAAUCAUAAACGGACGCAAUUUCGCAUUAAAGUGUAAGGUUCUCCUGUUGUUCGGCUUCGUAAACACGGCGCCAUGAUGUUCCUGCAACGCCAUAAUACUGUUACACGACAUUUCGUUCUUUCAACAGAUAAAUGUUUGUAGUCGAUACUGCAUACAACAUAUAUGAAAAGAAUAAAGCCCUCGUCAAACAGUCUCGCUACAUCAGAAUAAUCUUUAGAUGUUCAAUUCCGGAACGAGCGAAAGAGUUGGACUGAGAGACUGAGAGAAGAUAAAGAAGAAGAGAGAGAGAGAAAGAGAGAGAUUAUGAACGCUGCGAGUGGCUAUACUGUAUUACAAGAAAAUUUGCUUAGAUGUUUAUCGUGUUCGUAGAACUGUUGUCAUUAAGAGCACGAUAAAGUCAAGACGUGGAAUCGAUAAACUCGCGGAUACUUCUUUUGGAUUGUGAUGGCGAGAGGUUGGCGUCAAGAAUGUGGUAACGGGAGUGGGAGACUGUAGUAAAAACAAUGCUGGAUCGCUAAGCAAUUCACGUAUGUUGUUUUGGAACACAAAUACAGUUUAUAGUUCACAUAUUACAGUAUUCUUAACAUGGAUGAUGAAGAGGGAUCGUCAAGCUCUGGACCUAUGUCUUCAUUGAACAGUUUAUUUUCAUUUACUAGCCCUGCUGUGAAAAAGUUGCUUGGGUGGAAACAAGGCGAUGAAGAGGAGAAAUGGGCCGAAAAGGCAGUCGAUUCCUUAGUAAAGAAGUUGAAGAAAAGAAAAGGUGCAAUAGAAGAAUUAGAGCGUGCAUUGAGUUGUCCAGGAACACCCAGCAAAUGUGUGACAAUUCCACGAAGUUUAGAUGGCAGGUUACAAGUAUCACAUCGUAAGGGUUUGCCACAUGUAAUUUAUUGUAGAGUAUGGAGAUGGCCUGAUUUGCAAUCGCAUCAUGAGUUGAAGCCAUUAGAAUUGUGCCAAUACCCUUUCUCUGCAAAACAGAAGGAAGUUUGCAUUAAUCCUUACCAUUACAAAAGAGUGGAGAGUCCAGUGCUACCACCAGUACUGGUUCCUAGACACUCGGAAUAUGCCCCUGGACAUUCACUGUUGCCGUUUCAACAAAUAUCAGAGCCUACAAUGCCACACAAUGUAUCUUAUUCUUCCAGUGGAUUUACUGCUGGAUCCGCUGGAGGUGUAAAUCCAACAUCACCUAUCUCUUCUGUUGGCUCUGUUCCAAGUCCGGGGAGCACGACAUCACCAAACCCACAGAGUCCUUACGGUACUAAUGGAUUACCAGAAACUCCACCUCCUGCAUACUCUCCACCAGAAGAUGGUUCGCAACCUGGGCAGUCACCUCCACCCGAUACAGUAGCAAUGGAUACAAGUGGCUCACCUGAAGUAGCUCCAGUGUGUUACCAAGAACCACCUUACUGGGCCUCUAUUGCUUAUUAUGAAUUAAACUGCAGAGUAGGCGAAGUCUUUCAUUGUCAUUCCCAUUCUGUUAUUGUGGAUGGCUUUACAAAUCCAAGCAACAAUUCUGAUCGUUUUUGUCUUGGGCAGUUAUCUAAUGUAAAUAGAAAUUCUACUAUCGAGAAUACAAGAAGACAUAUAGGGAAAGGAGUGCAUCUGUAUUAUGUAGCUGGCGAAGUGUACGCAGAAUGUCUUUCUGAUUCUGCUAUAUUUGUGCAGUCUAGAAAUUGUAAUCAUCAUCAUGGAUUUCAUCCUAGUACUGUUUGUAAGAUUCCACCAGGAUGUUCAUUAAAGAUAUUUAAUAACCAGGAGUUUGCUCAGCUGCUCUCGCAAAGUGUUAAUCACGGUUUUGAAGCUGUCUAUGAAUUAACAAAAAUGUGUACUAUAAGAAUGUCCUUUGUUAAAGGAUGGGGAGCUGAAUAUCAUCGCCAAGAUGUUACAUCCACUCCAUGUUGGAUAGAGGCACACUUACACGGACCGUUACAGUGGCUGGAUAAAGUGCUAACACAAAUGGGUUCUCCUCACAAUGCUAUAAGUUCUGUGUCAUAAUUCGUGCAUUGUGUUUCAUUGCUAGGAGCAAAAAAAGAAAAUAGUGAAAUGUAAAAAAGAAACCUGAUGAUUUAAGAACGGAUUUUAACAUUACAUAGUACGAUAGUAAUA